UUAAUUAGGUAGUGAGUUUUCUAAUGGGCAGGAACAUCCCAGUUAAAACUGGAGAAGUAUCUGAAGGAUUUGAGAACGGGACUUUUAUUUUGGUCUGGUGAUGUGACGUCAUCAGGCUGCGCCGCGCUCCUGCGUCUCUGCUGAAGAAAGAUUUGUGUUUCAAAACAUGUCAGUUGUUUAAAUAAGUGCACAAUUCAGUUUUAUAACGUUUGAAAGCUGUGUGAAAAACUAAAUUAUUAUUGGACGUAACAGCGAGGGAUGUUAUUGUUUGUGAGAUCAUAGUGAACACAAACUCGGUCGCUGACCUGAUGCUGCAUGAAAUGGAUGAAACGGACGAGAAACAUCUUGAUUUCAUAACUGCAGACAAAUCUUUGAUCUGCUCACAGACUGAAAAGUCCAAAAAAACGUUUUCUUCUCACAAAAGAGCCCAAAAGACAAGAGCUAGAAGUCAUUUCACCUGCUCUCAGUGUGGAAAAAGCUUCAAACAAAAAGAAAACCUUAAAGUCCACAUGAGAACUCACACCGGAGAGAAACCUUUCACCUGUCAACAGUGUGGGAAGAGCUUCACUCAAAAAGUAAGCCUUACAUUUCAUAUGAAAGUUCACACAGGAGAGACCCCUUACUCCUGCCAACAGUGUGGAAAUCGCUUCACUGAGAAGAGAAGCCUUGAAAUCCACACGAGGAUUCACACCGGAGAGAAACCGUACUCCUGCAAAGUGUGUGGAAGACGCUUCAUUCGAAGGGAAGACCUUAAAAGCCACGUGAGAGUUCACACCGGAGAGAAGCCCUUCGCCUGUCAACAGUGUGGAAAGAGCUUCACGCAGAAAGGAAACCUCUCGACUCACAUGAGAAUACACACCGGAGAAAAGCCAUUCGUUUGUGUUCAGUGUGGCAGCAGUUUCAGAAGUAAAGCAAACUUUAAUGUGCACAUGAUAAAACACUCGUGAAAGCUGUCAUCAGUGUGGAAGGAGGUUCAGAUACAGGACACCUUUCGCUCGCUCCUCGUGGCUCCGCCCCCUCCACUGACUCCGCCUGGAUUCUAGCUCUGUUGAUUUCGCUCAGCUCCUCGGCUCCUUCCACUCUGACCUGACCCUCGGAUCACAUGCCUCCGCCUCAGUCUUCUGGACCAAAACACAAUCUCUGUUUGCUAACAGUCAUGGCCAAAAAUAUUGGCACCCUUGGUAAAUAUGAUCAAAGGCGGCUGUGAAAAUUAAUCUGUAUUGUUAAUCCUUUUGAUGUUUUUAUUUAAAAAUUCACAAUCUAACCUUUCAUUGGACAGUAAUCAUUUAAAAUGGGGAGAAAUAUCAUUAUGAAAUAAAUGUUUUUCUCUAAUACACAUUGGCCACAAUGAAACCUCCAUUUGCCAGUUUAACAGCUCUAAAUGUUCUCCUAUAAUGCCUGAUGAGGAGAGACACCUGACAAGAGAUCAGAGACCAUUCCUUCAUCCAGAAUCACUCCAGACCCUUUAGAUUCACAGCUUCUUCUCUUCAGGUCACUCAUGUUCUACAGGGUUCAGGUCAGAGGACUGGAAUGACCAGCAGAAGCUUGGUUUUGUGCUCAG
This is a messenger RNA of Onychostoma macrolepis, 1561 nucleotides long. RefSeq names its product gastrula zinc finger protein XlCGF49.1-like. Bases 309 to 947 code for a protein of 212 amino acids. The transcript has 2 exons. Gene Ontology annotation, biological process: regulation of transcription by RNA polymerase II. Gene Ontology annotation, molecular function: RNA polymerase II cis-regulatory region sequence-specific DNA binding; DNA-binding transcription factor activity. The record is from RefSeq and is a predicted model, not a curated record. Lineage: Eukaryota; Metazoa; Chordata; Actinopteri; Cypriniformes; Cyprinidae.